AUGGCAGAAAAAUCAACUAAACCCUCAAAUGUGUGGGGAAAACCUGUGCCUAUGAAACUUUUUGCAGCAUGGGAGGUUGAUCGAACAGCACCAAAUUGCAUUCCUAGAUUAUGCACGCUGAACCUCACUAGACUUGUUCUCUUGAAACCAGUAACAGGAGAUGUAAAUUCCGUUAUUAUUGCAGUUAAAAUGCAAAGUUCAAAACGAACAUUGCGUUCCAAUGAAAUAAUGGUUCUUAACAAUGGCCUUAUUGACACAGAAUUGGACCUAACGUUUUCACUGCAGUACCCUCAUUUUUUAAAGCGCAGUGGAAAUAACUUGCAGAUUUUGCUACAGCGCCGAAAAAGAUAUAAGAAUAGAGCAAUUCUUGGAUUUAAAACUCUUGCAGGAGGAAUCAUCAAUAUGGCUGAAGUUCUUCAACGACCAAUGGAUAAAGAUCUUGAACUGCAUUCCAAUAAUAAAGAAAAAAGUGAAGUCAUGGCAAGAGUUUUAAUGUAUGCUAUUUCUAGUCAGCCUGUUGAUCAUGAAGAUGCUGACAGGCAAAAAAUGAUACGUGGAGUUGAGAGAGUUGUAGAAGUUGACAAUUUUAGUGAUGAAGAAGAAGAGUAUACUUCAAAUGAAGAUGGUUGUGAUAGUGAACCUGUUGCAGAAGAAACAACAACUGGUGGGGAAACUAUAGAACAUGAACAUGCACAUUUACGUAAAUCCUUGAAUCAAAAAAUUUUUCAAACUGUUGCUGAACGCCCUGAUCCGGUAGAACGAAAUAUUAAGCAAAAAAUUAUUGCCUUACUAAAAAAAUUCAGAAUACCUGAAGCUGAGGUGUCUGAUUCAGAACAAUAUCAAGACGAGCUUGAACAGGAGCUUAUUUCUCAAAAUCCUCAAGAGUUUGAAGAUCUAAUAGAUGAACUAGAAAGCAUGAGUGAUAGUGGUCCAGAUGUGGAUGAUAUUAGUAUAUCUUCUACCCCUAAGCCAAGUUUGCGUCCAUUUUUUUCUUCAGGAACUUUGACAGCUUUAGAUAAAACAAGCAUGCCUAUGGUAAGUGAUGAUAGCUCACGAAAAACUGAUGAAAAUCAUGAAUCUGGAACUGAUCAAGAAAAUACAGAUACUAGUCAAACUGCAAGUCCUCCUAAGUCUUUAAACAUGGAUGAAAAGAAACCUUUUGCGCAUUCAAAUGCUGAUAAAGAGAAACGGACUAAGCUUUUUACUCGUGAAAAAAAUGCCUCUAAAGAUAAGCGCUUGUGCAACUCAAAAGAAGUUAAAGAAAAAGUAAUGUAUGAAAAAUCUACAUCUAAGGAUUCUGAAUGUAGUCCUCAAAAAACUGUAUUGGAACAAUUAGCUCGCAUAUUUCCAUCAGAUGACUCAAUUCCUGAUCAUGUCCUAGUUAUAAACGCAAUCGAUGUUGUGGGUAACUGUUUAGCUGUACAACUUCUUGAUCGAGAGGAAAAUGUUAUAACAAUUCUUUCAAAUUCUGAUUUGAGAGCAUCUUUUUCUUGCUUAAUGAACAAGAUCCAAAAAUUUUGCAACUGUAACGCACAUGCUCCACUACCAAUAAAAAUCGGUAUCCUUGGACAGGAUAGCUUUUUUAGCUCUGUUCUGCGUUUAUACGUAGAGCAUUUUUCAUUAAAACCUUCUGAAUGGCAAACAUAUGUAAAAUUUUGCAUAGUACCUUUGACAUCAAGUUGUGUUGCAAAGCACAUAGGCAACAUUGAUAAUACUUACAGCAACUCUUUUUUAGACAGUUCAUGGAAAGAUCUGCUUGACCAUUGCAAUGAAACUUCAUCUACUCCAGAAAUACAAGUAACAGUAGAUCGUAUAUUGCAUUACAUAAAUAAUUCUGCAUCCUUAUGGCAAUUGGCUAUUGCUGAAGCAAUGGUAACUUAUCGAGAGAAGAGCUCUGAUGAUGAAUCAUCUCAAAUUUUUAUUCCUUUCACUAUUGAUGUCAAAAUUGGCAUGAUGGAAGGUGUUACUCAAACUGCUUCUAUGGAUACUGAGGAAAUAUCACCCAAUCUAACUGUUCCUGGUGGAUCACCACCUUCAAAUACUGUUGAAAAAGGACCCCGUGAAAACACUACUCCCCCUAGUUCUCCUAGUAUUUCUACUGCAUUUUAUGGAAAUAGUUCAACUCCCUUACUGCAUAGCUCAAACAUCUCUACUAUGAUGUCUGGAGUCGGUGAAACUGUAGAUUUACAAUUGGAUUACUGGAUUUUACCACAAAAAGGAGAUGUUGGCAAAAAAGGGGAAACUUCAAAAUUAAGUUUAAAAACCAGUUUUCGAACUUUGCAUGUGUCACGUGUAAGCGGUUCUUCAGACGCAGCUAUAUCAUCUCUUACUCUCAUGUAUGUUACCAAAGAAAAGAAGCAAAAAAUUAUGAGGUUGGGUAAGAAGAAAGAAAAAGAAAAAGAACUUGAUAAUCGUUACCAACAAGUUGAAGGUAUCAAUAGACUUAUUUGCUCUUGCCGAACCUUACAAGCGCCACUAAAAGUAACUAUUGAUGGUGUAGAAUGGAGUGGAGUAAAAUUUUUUCAGUUAACUUCUCAGUGGCAAACUCACGUAAAAUAUUUUCCUGUUGCGGUUUUUUCCAUGCCGGAACAUCCCUGA
Messenger RNA from Uloborus diversus, 2598 nucleotides. RefSeq names its product phosphofurin acidic cluster sorting protein 1-like (gene KrT95D). Gene Ontology annotation, biological process: protein localization to plasma membrane. The record is from RefSeq and is a predicted model, not a curated record. Bases 1 to 2598 code for a protein of 865 amino acids. The transcript has a single exon. NCBI's taxonomy places the organism in Eukaryota, Metazoa, Arthropoda, Arachnida, Araneae, Uloboridae.